AUGGCGGGUAUUCAUAGCCAUCAGGCGAUGCAUACUGAUUCUUAUGGUUUUUUGGGUUCCUUUGAGGAACCGCCUAGCGAUGAGCAUCGUGCAGCCAGAUAUGGUACAAGAAUGAAUCCUAAGUAUAAUAUUGUCGAACUUGAAAUGAGUAAAAGAUACCGACCAUUUGAUCCAUUCAUUCUAGCAAAUAAUGUUAGACAAGUGUAUUAUAUCCCUUAUCCAACAUUUCGGAGCAUCGACAAAAGUGUUGAAGGUGUAUCUACAUUGCACGACUUUCAUAGUGCUCAUGAAGAAUUGGAAGGAGAAAUGCAAGAAGAAGAUGAAGAAAAUCUGGACAACCAAGAAGAAGGAGAAGAAGAAGAAGAAGAUGAUGAUCAUGAUCAUGAUCAUGAAGAUGACGGCGACGACUAUGUGGAUCAUUACAAAAAUGAUGACAACGAGGAUGAUGACGAUUGA
Molecule: messenger RNA, 456 nt
Organism: Vigna unguiculata (cowpea)
Lineage: Eukaryota; Viridiplantae; Streptophyta; Magnoliopsida; Fabales; Fabaceae
Source: RefSeq, a predicted model, not a curated record